Brugia pahangi is the source of this 456-nucleotide messenger RNA. NCBI's taxonomy places the organism in Eukaryota, Metazoa, Nematoda, Chromadorea, Rhabditida, Onchocercidae. The record is from the annotation of a GenBank genome assembly.
AUGUUUGCUGGCGAUUAUCCUCCACCAAAAUACGAAGAAAUUCAUAACACUGAUAAUAGCAAUUCUACUAACACUGAUAUCACUAGUAUUUCUUCAUGUCCUGCACCAUUACCAUCUUUAGCAGCAACAAAUAUAACUAAUACUGAUGAAAAUGUUGCUACUACUACUACUACUACGCCAUUCCGUGUUAAUUUAAUUUCCUCAACUACACCUAUUUUUGGACCAAAUCCAAUUGAAACUGAUUGUCCAUAUUGUCAGGCACAUGUUGUAACAUCAAUACAAAGGAUAGUUGGUGCGCUUCCAUGGAUUGUUAUGGGAAUAUGCUUUCUACUUGGUUUUUUUCUACUUCUUCCAUGGUGCCUUUGUUGUAUUCCGUUCUACCUGGAUAAUUGUCAGGAUGUCAUCCAUUCAUGUCCAUCCUGCAAACGAAACCUUGGACGUUUCACUAGGGUAUAA